Molecule: messenger RNA, 1436 nt
Organism: Gasterosteus aculeatus aculeatus (three-spined stickleback)
Lineage: Eukaryota; Metazoa; Chordata; Actinopteri; Perciformes; Gasterosteidae
Gene: cebpd
Product: CCAAT enhancer binding protein delta
Biological process (GO): regulation of cell differentiation; regulation of transcription by RNA polymerase II; DNA-templated transcription
Molecular function (GO): DNA-binding transcription factor activity, RNA polymerase II-specific; RNA polymerase II cis-regulatory region sequence-specific DNA binding
Source: RefSeq, a predicted model, not a curated record
GAGCGGCUCCAGAGAAGUGUCAGGUGCCGGCAGGAGAAGAACUUCACAACUGACUCGGGUUUUUAUUACUGAAAAAGGGGGAAGAAAACCGCUGCAGGGUCACUGCGCUGUCACAUCCGCGGGUCGCCUUUUUCCCCCAACAAGUUACUGUACUUCCCAGACCACGUGGGGGCCGAAGGGGGGGGUGCGAGUCACCAGCGUUCAUGUGUGACAUAUACAGCCUGGACUCCCGCUGCGUGUCUCCACGGUGCAACAUGAGUUGGGCGGUGGAGCCCGCUAACUUCUACGAGAGCGCCAAGCUGGGCGCCCCGCAGCUCGGGCAGCUCUGCAAGCCGGGCGGCGAGGACCCCCCCAUGGCGGAGCUGAGCACCGCGGCCGCCACCGCGGCCAUGUACGACGACGAGAGCGCCAUCGACUUCAGUCAGUACAUCGAGUCCAUGACGGCCGUGCCGACCCAGGAGCUGUGCAACGACGAGCUCUUCCUCGACCUGUUCAACACCGUGAAGCAGGAGAAGCUGGACUUCUACAACAUGCAGAGCCCCCCCGCGCAGACCGCCGACCUGCAGCUGCAGCAGCAGCAGCAGCAGCAGCAGCAGCUGUCGGCCGCGUACGCGGCGGAGCGGCGCGCGGGCCUCGCGCUGGAGAAGGGGGCGUUCUGCGCGCCCAUCAAGCAGGAGUCCGACUGGAGCGACAGCGACGUGUCCUCGUCCCUGCCCUCGCAGAUCAAGAGCUGCGCGCAGACCUCCGUCAGCCUGCCGACGGGGCAGCCGACGCCCCCCACCACCCCGGAGCCGAGCUCCGGCGCCAGCUCGGCCAGGUCCUCCCCGCGGAAGGUGGGCCGGGAGAAGGGGAAGCGGGUGGACCGGUACAGCGUGGAGUACCGGCAGAGGCGGGAGAGGAACAACAUCGCGGUGAGGAAGAGCAGGGACAAAGCCAAGAGGCGCAACGUGGAUAUGCAGCACAAGCUGCUCGAACUGAGCUCCGAUAACGACAAGCUCCAUAAAACCAUCGAGCAGCUCACCAGAGAGCUCUCCGGCCUCCGGGACUUCUUCAAGCAGAUGCCCAGCUCGUCCUUUGCGGGCUCCGCGAGCGCGUUGAGCCGGUGACAGAUUCCCGGAUCUGUGGACUGAGCCAUAAGCAGACUUACCUCAACAGACAUUUCGAUUUUUACCAUCUGUAACAGAUGCAUUCUAAGCUUACCAUAAUGGCACUGGAAAAUAUAUAUAUAUGAUGUUGCUGCCAUAUUUUUUUUGUGGGAUUGUUCUCUGUAUUAAAUUAUUUUACCACUGCAUUUACAUGUUAUACCUGCUAUGGUACAUGUUAUAAUUCCAAACUUUGUAUAAGAGCCAGCGCAUGAUCUUUUAUAUAGUUUGUAUGAAACCCUUGAAAACAUUGUUUAUGGAAUCUAUAAUAAAAAUGCUGAAAAGGUGACGAAA